GGCCGGCGCCGGCAUCGCGGAGGGCGAGCGGGCGAUGAGGCGGCAGGCCAGGAAGGCAGCAAAUGCAGCAGCUCCUGACAAGGAAUUACAUCACUAGUAGAAUGACCAGAAUGGCUGCGCAGAUAACCUGAGAAAUGGAAAUGAGUCAAGAAACUUUUUGCCUGGAAGUGCUGUUGAAAUCCCUUGCAUACGUCCUCAAACACAUAGCUUUUGAAGUUUCCUGGAGCACCACAGCCCCAACCUGCGCAGGAUGGACCCUGUUGUUCUCAGUUACAUGGACAGUCUGCUGAGGCAGUCGGAUGUUACUUUGCUGGAGCCCCCAAACUGGCUUAACGACCACAUCAUCGGCUUCGCUUUCGAGUACUUCGCCAACGAGCAGUUCCAAGAAUUUAGUGAUCAGGUUUGUUUUAUCAGCCCUGAGGUGGCUCAGUUCAUUAAGUGUGCCCUUAGUCAGGAAGAGAUAGCCAUAUUCCUUCAACCGCUGGACCUUCUCCACAAGAAGCUGGUGUUCUUGCCUAUCAAUGAUAACUCCAACCAGGUUGCUGGGGGCACCCACUGGAGCUUACUGGUUUAUUUCAGGGACAAAAAGUGCUUCGCCCAUUAUGAUUCCCACAGUAAAUGCAACUCCAUCCAUGCCAAGCAAGUGGCAGGGAAGCUGGAGGCUUUCUGGGGCAAACGAGGGGACAAAGCAACCUUCGUGGAGGAGAAGGCACCUGCCCAGCAGAACAGCUACGACUGUGGGAUGUAUGUGAUCUGCAACACAGAGGCUCUGUGUCAGGGAUAUUUCAGGAGCCGGCCAGAGCCUUUGCUGCAGCUCCUCACCCCCUCCUACAUCACACAAAAGAGAGCGGAGUGGAAGGCUCUCAUCACGCAACUGGCACAGAAGUGAUCAAGAUGCAGCUUCAGCCCCUCCCUGCCCCCCCCCAAAAAAAUUGACUGCCUUCCCCAUCCAUGAGGCAACACCCCCACUGCCUGAGGGAGAUGCCCAUGCACAGGAUUGUCCCAAAGAAGGAAGAAUGUAACCCGUCUAGCAUGGCUAUGGCCCCCAAAUGCCCUGUUCCCUCCUGGGAAAGCUUUAGCCCUUCUGGAAAUCACUGGCCUUUGGACUCCUCACCAGCAAAGGUACUUUGCUUUCAAAUAAAUCCUCUCAAUGGGGAAUUCUUACACCAAUUGGUGAGGCAAAAUGGGUUGCUAAAUAGACUCCUCUGCCAGUCCUCUGCCAAUAUCCUUUAAAACCAAGCCCCAAACUGUUUUCUUAUGGCUCUUUCUUGUUUGUUCCUCCCCCUACUAGAGGCACUGGAGGAGGAGUCUAGGCUUUAGCAGAAAAAAUUUCCACUUCUGAAAACCUGACACUGAAAAGUCAAUGUCAAAAGAUGAAAUGCUACAAUUAAUUAAAGAAUGGAGCAAAAAACCCAAAAAUCCUCCUCAGAUAGGUGCUCCGAGGCUGUACAGGGAUAGCUUUUUCUUUAUGUCCCCCCACCCUUGCUUGCCCUUGUUACAAAUUAAAACAUGACUUUGAACUGCUGGAAGACUAAUAGGAAGCUGAGAAACCCGGGAAAAGGAAACUUCAUUGAGAUGAAAAGCGAUGCUCACUCUUUGAAGUUUCCUUGUUUUUUUGGCUACAGUUUUAGGUCAUCUCCAUUGGGGCAGGUUCAUCUGUGCUCCCCAGCCCUCGUUAGUGUUCGCUGCACUGGGGGUGUACUAGGUGGUCACCUCUUCCUCUAGAACAAAACCAGGUCUGUUACUUGAGAUUAAAAACAACACACCAGGGAGAACAGAAGAACAGAGCUUGAGGUAUAAAAGCCAAAGAUAACUGUGGAUUCCUUGAAGCCCAAGAAGUCCUUAAUAUACUUGUUAUCAAAAUACUAAAUAAACCCUGAAAAAAGGGGGAAGGAUUAACCCAGAGCUCUUUACCCCUCAUUGCCAGGCCAGCACAGUUCCAACACAGCACUGAGGUGAUGAGCUGUAGGAAGAGCUUAAACUUCCCUCGUGGCCAAAAGCAAAGUAGCCCCAGCUUGUCUAAAAGGCCGAAGCAAACACAGAGAGGUAGCCAUGGGGUGAGACAACAGUCGAUGUAUUUCGUGUCCUUCCUGGGCUGCCCAGAAAAUCCCUUUCACCCCUCCGCUGGAGCCAAAACCCAGGAGAUGGCCAAAACAGGCUUGAGCUGCUGGCCAAAGGGGACUCCAUGGGGCUUUGCCAGAGGAACGUCACUGCCGCUCCCCGUCCAGAAUAAAACUUGAACUUAA
Messenger RNA from Colius striatus (speckled mousebird), 2246 nucleotides. RefSeq names its product SUMO peptidase family member, NEDD8 specific (gene SENP8). NCBI's taxonomy places the organism in Eukaryota, Metazoa, Chordata, Aves, Coliiformes, Coliidae. The record is from RefSeq and is a predicted model, not a curated record. Gene Ontology annotation, biological process: proteolysis. The transcript is spliced from 3 exons. Gene Ontology annotation, molecular function: deNEDDylase activity; cysteine-type peptidase activity. The coding region runs from base 251 to 889 and encodes 212 amino acids.